AUGCUAACGAGUCCCAGGCCAGGUGGUAGCUUCUAUCCAUCCUGCGCAACAUCAGAUAAUCGGCCUAUAGUUUGCGUCUCUGUGUUGACGGUCUGCAAAUCCGAUAGUUCUGGAUUUAGCACCUCAUCGCCGACAGACGUGAAUGCCCGUGUCACUUAUCGUCCGAGCUGCCAGCCACAAGGUGUCCACGUCAAAUGCGAUUUGCCUCCGAAUGAGCUCGCAACUCCUACAAAUGACGGGACGUCUAGGCUGGGGGAAUCGAAGAAUGAGGGCGAGAGGAGUGAAAGGAAAGAUACUGAAGUGGACAAUUUUAAGCCCCAUAAGGGUUCGACGAUUAAGAAUGAUGGAUUGUCUGAAGAGCAGAACAGCUCUUGCCUCCUGGAGCCCCUCACCGAGACUCGAAAACAGGCUCAAGACGAUAGACUGCCCGAGUCGGAUCAAGUUGUUGAAGCAUGGCCACCCGAGGAGGCUAGUUUGUCCUUGAUCAGCCUCAUUCAGAGCAGGAGAGUUCUCUUGGAGACGGCCUUCUGUAGUUCUUUAGAUUCCAGGCAACCCAGCAACAUCCAUGAAUUUAUUUGGCAAGCUGGACCGCUUAGCAAUUCUUCUGCUGCCUUCCCACUUGAGCAACUUGGUCCCGUCAUCUCAGCCCGGCUGACUGGCUCUACUUCCCCGGCCCGGCCUCCUAUAGAUCCGGGCAGUUUUGGGCAGCCCGAUCGGUUAACGAGUCACGAAGCCCAGGUGGCCUGUCUUCCGGGAAAGAUAUCACAGACACGAGGCCCAUCAGAUGGUGACGGGCCUUUGAAGUCCGACUUCACCUUGAAACCGGCCUUUUCUGCUGGAAUCGGCAUGCAACAAAUGCCCAAUCUUAGUGUGCCAAGUUGA
Messenger RNA from Protopolystoma xenopodis, 882 nucleotides. Lineage: Eukaryota; Metazoa; Platyhelminthes; Monogenea; Polystomatidea; Polystomatidae. The record is from the annotation of a GenBank genome assembly.